Molecule: messenger RNA, 2016 nt
Organism: Sclerotinia borealis F-4128
Lineage: Eukaryota; Fungi; Ascomycota; Leotiomycetes; Helotiales; Sclerotiniaceae
Source: the annotation of a GenBank genome assembly
AUGAUGCGCGAUCAAUUUAACACGCAGUCACUGGGGAAACCUUUGAAUAUGAUGGUCAAGGAGGCACGGAUAUUGAUGGUUGGAGCUGGAGGAAUCGGAUGUGAAUUGCUUAAGAAUUUGGUUCUGGCUGGUUUUGGUGAAAUUCACAUCGUUGAUUUGGAUACCAUCGAUCUCAGCAACUUAAAUCGACAAUUCCUAUUCCGCCAUGAACAUAUCAAGAAACCGAAGGCUUUGGUUGCGAAAUAUGCGGCGCAUAAGUUCAACCCGAAAGUCAAGCUGGAGGCACAUCAUGCGAACAUCAAGGAUGCACAAUUCAAUGUGGAUUGGUUCAAGGGAUUUACAACGGUGUUUAAUGCGUUGGAUAAUCUCGAAGCAAGGAGACAUGUGAACAAGAUGUGUUUGGCGGCGGAUAUACCUUUAGUCGAGUCGGGCACAACUGGUUUCAAUGGACAGGUUCAGGUUAUCAAGAAGGGAAAGACGGCAUGUUACGAUUGCACGACAAAGGAGACGCCAAAGAGUUUUCCGGUUUGCACUAUUCGAAGUACGCCGAGUCAGCCGAUUCAUUGCAUAGUUUGGGGGAAGAGCUAUUUAUUGAGUGAGGUAUUUGGUACCAGUGAGGAUGAAUCGACAGAGAUGGAUCAUUCAGAAGACUCAGAAAAUGCCAAGGAGAUUGAAAAACUGCGGCUAGAGUCACAAGCUUUGAAGAUGAUUAAGGAAUCAGUGGGCACUGAUGCUUUUCCUCAACUGCUCUUCGAUAAGGUCUACAAGGAUGAUAUCGUUCGUUUGAGAUCCAUGGAGGAUAUGUGGAAAUCGAGACGACCACCUGAGGCUUUAGAUUACGCCACUCUCAAUUCAGAAGCAGGGAGUGACGAGGCCAGAAAGCAAGCCGUACUUAAAGAUGAUCAACGAGUUUGGAAUUUACAUGAGAAUCUCAUCGUUUUCAAAGACAGUUUGGAACGAUUAAGUAAAAGACUACAAGAAUUGAAAGCUACCUCAAAUGGUGCCGGCUCCGCAGAACCAAUAAUCACCUUUGACAAAGACGAUGAAGAUACACUGGACUUCGUCACCGCAAGCGCUAACUUGAGAUCAAUCGUCUUUGGCAUCGAGUGCAAAUCUCGAUUUGAUAUCAAGCAAAUGGCCGGUAAUAUCAUCCCUGCUAUUGCAACCACCAAUGCUAUUGUAGCAGGUCUUUGCGUUCUACAAUCAUUCAAAGUCCUUCGUGAUGAUUACUCGGGUAGCAAAGAGAUCUUCCUCUCCCCAUUCGCCCCUGAAAGACUUCUCUCCUCUGAUAAAUUCCGAGAGCCAAAUCCAGAUUGUCCUGUAUGCAGUGUUGCACAAACUCGUUUGUUGGUCGAUAUGUCAAGAGCCACACUUAGUGAUCUGGUCGAGGGUUUCCUUAAACUGCAACUUGGGUAUGGUGAGGAACUCGUGGUCAAUAAUGAAAGCGGCCUACUCUAUGAUGUUGAGGAGACGGAGAAUUUGGAUAAGAAACUCAGUGAACUUGGUAUCAAGGGCGAUACUUUUCUAACUGUCAUCGAUGAGGAUGAUGAAAAUCCAAAAGGUCCUAGGUCACUUCAAUAUUCUUCUCCAUCUCCUGACAAUCACAACAGCGACACCACAAUGGAAGACACACCCAUCAAAAGCCUCGACAUCCACCCCAGAUCCUCCACCCACACCCCUCUCCUUACUGGCACACUACCUGCCCCUGUUGACCCCGAAUCACCCAUCCCUCGUCGCAAGAAGCCCGUCCCCGAACCCACAGCUCCAGUCUCAACAAACGGCAAUGCUACACAUACAAAUGGCCACGCCAAACCCCCCUCCGCAGAUGUCUUUCAAAAUGGUAGUGCCAAUGGGUUUAAAAAGAGAUCUGCAUCCGAUGCCCUCGGUGAUAACGCUUCGUCAACCUCAAAGCGCUCCAAGACUCUCUCGGGUUCUGGUGAUGCUAAUGCUGCGGAGGAUGGUAUUAUUGUACUGGAUGAUGCGAAUGAUGGUGCUAUCAUGAUUGAUGACGAUUAA